UGUCAUCCAGGAACACACCCUGUUGAAGACCCUCCAGAGGAACAUUUGCUCGAAAGCUCAACUACAGGAGAAUGUGUGGAUGCACAAUCAAAUGCUGAAGUAAGAGUAGCAGAAUCAGGUACAGAAGAACCAACUGCCGUUAUUGCAGCAUCAGAACCAAAUACAAGAACAAGUACAGCAGAAGCAAAUUCUCAGGCUACUCAUCCAUCAAAAACACCAAAGAGAAAGAGUGGCAGGGCAUAUAAACCUAAGAAAAAACCUCACCUGUGCGAUGUAGUGGAACAAUCCAAUGAGCAAAUGAGACAGAUGCAGGACUACAUGCAGAAUAAUUCAACUACACCCGAGGCACGAUCUAAAGAAAGAGAAGAAGACCGAGAAUUUUUUCGCCACAUGUUUGGUAUGGUGUCGCAAACUAUGAUGGGCAUGGCCGAAAUGCUACUUCAAGGAGCUGGUCCAGGAUAUCAUCCACCAAACCAGGUAUAUGCUCCUCAAAGUGUCCAGCCAAACUACAGUUUUCUACCCAGUGGCAUGGGUUUUGGUUUUGGUUUUGGUUUUGGUUUUGAUACUCCAUCAGCAAGACCAUCAUCAUCAAGCUCAGUUACAAGUGAUCCAUCAUCAGUUGAAGAAAACGACUAUUUUACCUUAUAG
Pocillopora meandrina is the source of this 648-nucleotide messenger RNA. The record is from the annotation of a GenBank genome assembly. NCBI's taxonomy places the organism in Eukaryota, Metazoa, Cnidaria, Anthozoa, Scleractinia, Pocilloporidae.